AUGCAAGAAACGAACGAAACAUAUGAUAACAGCACGGAGAUCUACCAGCCCUACUACGAGAGGCCGGAGACCUACAUCGUGCCAAUACUUUUCGCUCUCAUCUUCGUGAUCGGUGUUGUAGGAAACGGUACCCUAGUAGCGGUCUUCGUUAGGCACAAGGCCAUGAGAAACGUUCCAAAUACUUACAUUCUAUCACUGGCCUUGGCUGAUCUGCUAGUCAUCAUCACCUGCGUCCCCUUUACUUCGAUCGUGUACACCGUGGAAUCCUGGCCUUGGGGUAGGACUGUGUGCCAAGUGUCGGAAGCCGCCAAAGACGUCAGUAUAGGGGUGUCAGUUUUCACCCUGACAGCGCUGUCAGCGGACAGAUACUUCGCCAUCGUAGAUCCGCUGAGGAAACUACAUGCAACAGGGAGCAGCAAGAGAGCCACACGCUUAACAAUAGCCACAGCAAUCGGGAUAUGGAUAUUGGCAGGUCUGCUGGCAACGCCCGCCUUCAUCGGCUCCUACUUACGACCAUUCGUUGUCAAUCCAACUACACAGUUUCUCGUCUGCUACCCUUACCCCCAAGAGUGGGGAGAACACUAUGCCCAAAUCGUGGUCAUGGUGCGUUUUCUUCUCUACUACUCGUUGCCACUAGCUGUGAUUGCGUUAUUCUAUGUACUCAUGGCCUGGCAUUUAGUGCUCAGUACUCAGAAUAUGCCUGGUGAAAUGCAAGGAACUCAGCGACAGAUGCGGGCGCGCAGGAAAGUCGCAGUAACUGUGCUGGCUUUCGUUCUGGUCUUUGCUGCCUGUUUCCUACCCUCACACGUCUUCAUGAUGUGGUUUUAUUUUUGUCCAACGGCCGAAAAUGAUUAUAACGGAUGGUGGCACGGGCUCCGGAUCGUCGGCUUCUGUCUUUCGUUCCUCAACAGCUGCGUCAAUCCAAUAGCUUUGUACUGCACCAGCGGAAUCUUCAGGAAGCACUUUAACAGAUAUCUCCUUUGUCGAGGCAGCUCCACCCGCGGUGCUAGAGGAUCCAUGUCACUCUCCACUUCGAGACGAUUGCAUUCGAGUCGGAAGACCAACGUCAGCAUGGUGCCCAGAACCACUAGCAUGGGUCGUGACAGCAGCAUUCGUCUGCUGAACAACGGCUCCUCGAAGCUCUGAGGGCGCGCCCGCCGCCCGGCGCGGGACCUCCC
Bombyx mandarina (wild silkworm) is the source of this 1178-nucleotide messenger RNA. RefSeq names its product neuropeptide receptor A15 (gene NGR-A15). The record is from RefSeq and is a predicted model, not a curated record. Gene Ontology annotation, biological process: G protein-coupled receptor signaling pathway. Gene Ontology annotation, molecular function: neuropeptide receptor activity. Gene Ontology annotation, cellular component: plasma membrane. NCBI's taxonomy places the organism in Eukaryota, Metazoa, Arthropoda, Insecta, Lepidoptera, Bombycidae.